Molecule: messenger RNA, 5670 nt
Organism: Coregonus clupeaformis (lake whitefish)
Lineage: Eukaryota; Metazoa; Chordata; Actinopteri; Salmoniformes; Salmonidae
Exons: 13
Coding region: 25-4902 (1625 amino acids)
Biological process (GO): regulation of transcription by RNA polymerase II
Cellular component (GO): nucleus
Molecular function (GO): DNA binding; DNA-binding transcription factor activity, RNA polymerase II-specific
Source: RefSeq, a predicted model, not a curated record
UAUGUGCAAGGUAAACUUGCCAGUAUGGCGGAGGGGAAAAGUGAUUUGGAAACAGACAGGCUAGAAUUGGAACUGGAGACUUUGUACAUAUACUCUAACGACAACUGUUCGGUACAAAGCAAAGAAUAUUGUUCUGAGUUUUGUAAGCUGGUGGAGGUGCACACAGGGAGAUGGCAGGUGCCGUUGCCCCAGCUGAAGUUGCUGCGGACGGCUCUGACCUGCUUCACCAGAGCCACUGUUGCCUAUCCCGAUGACUGUCAGCACGUCUGUUAUGCUCUCAGCAGCCUGGCUUUGAGCUUCUUUGAGCUUAUGCUGUUCUUUGGGAAAGAGGAGUUCCUGGAGCCCCCCCUGAAGGACAUAUUAGCCUCUUUUCAGGCCUGUCACCGCCGCCUUCUGAGACACAGGAACGUCUACCUGCUGCAGGUGAGGCAGGUCAUCAAAGAUGGCGGUCCCUGGGAGAGACCCGCUCUGCAGGCCAUCCUGAAAGACACAGCCCUCACACAGACAGAAGUGGAGAAGUAUUUGAGCUCGGAGAAGCCAGUGUUCUUUGAGCUGCGUGUGCGCUACCUGCAGGCAUGUGAGCGAGUGCAGGAGGCCAUGGCCCUGGCUAAGUGCUGCCUGGAGCACCCAGAGGUGUGGAGGCACCUGUUCUUCCACCAGGCCUACCUCACCUGCCUGUACAAGGCCUCACUACACCAACACCUGCACAAGGAGAUGGCUGAGAUAGAUGGUAGAGGCGCAGUAGAGAUCAUCUGUAACGCAGAGAGCCAGGAGAAAGAUGAGCUGCUGCUGUCUCUGUGCAAAGCCUUCCUCAGCCAGCAGCUACACAACGGAGACAUGUACUACAUCUGGGAUCUGGUGUUCCUGUGGAGCAGACUAUACUUCAGGGCCCAUCCCUCUAAGCAGGGCUUCCUGUCUGAGUGUCGCCAGCUGAUGCUCUCCGCCAUCAACGCCAGCGCCAUCUUCCCCUUCAUCAAAAUCAUCACAGCAGAGAUGGGUAGUGAGGGAGUGCCGUUGUGUGUGGAGCUUUGUGCUGCAGCGUUACAGACAGACCUCCAGUCUGACCCUGUAACACGCUGUCUGCUGUGUAAGACCAUCGCCUUCCUGCUCCCCAGGGACCUGGAGGUGUGUCGCCUCUGUGCCCUGCUGGUGUUUUGUCUGGAGCGCAGCAUGGAGGCCUACAAGACCAUGUAUUUGCUCUACACACACCCUGAUGAGGAGCCACACCCCCACCACACCCAUGUCAGAACCAACAUCCGCUUCUAUAUCCUACAGGUCAGAGAAGGGCACCAGGGAGUGCUGAAGGAAGGUCUGUUCUUUGACCCAGAGUUCUGGAAUCUGCUGACCCUGAGAACACACUGUCUGGAGCUGAUGACUGACAAGGCCAUGAGGGAUGCUCUCAAUGACCUGAAGGAGGAAGAGGAGUUGGAGCAGGUGGAGGAGGAGUGGAUACCAAGCUACUGGAUGGAGGAGGAGACAUGCAGAAUACACACAGACGCCUCCCACCUCCACCCACACACCAACACAGCACUGGAGAGCUCUGAGACUGUAGGCCAGGAACCUAAAGAGGGAUUGAAUGGGGAUGCUCCUGAGUCACAGACAGACUUCCCUGUGAGGAGGAGGAAGAGGAGGUGGAGGAGAAGGAAGUGUAGGUCGGAUGUUGAGUAUGCUGACGACCCAGACAUUAAGUACUCCCUCAUUCCCAAUCACAGUUCUGAAAGCUCCACCAAGCUACCGGCCAAUCGGCAGAGGGAAUACCUGGCCAGGCAUGUGAAGAACAAGAUCCUGAAGAGACGCAGCAGGAAACCAAGAUGGCUGCUUCUGGAGAUGACCAGACAGACGGAGAAUGUGUCCCCGGGGGGAACGAGGGAGAAGAGACGGGAGGGAAUGAGAGAGAGAGGAGAGGGUAAGAGACAGGGAGGGGAGGGCAAAGAGAGGAGGAAAGAGGGGGGGCAUGAAAAGGAGGAUAAGAGAGAGAUGAGGCAGGGAAGGGGGAGUAAGAGACCUUACCAUAGGACUAUACCUGGCAUGGAGCUCUCCUUCCCUGAAAAUGAAGUGCCUGUUGACCAGGAAAUGGUAGAGAAUCAUCUAGAACCCAGUGUUCGUAUUAAACAACAGCACAGUGAGUCUGAGAAAUAUGUUAACAUGGGACAGCCUAAUGGUGUAUAUGGUGAGAGACCGUUUGAGUAUAAACCAGAGACAGAUGUAGAGUCUUCAGUGGUGGAGCCUUCAGUGGUGGAGCCUUCAGUGGUGGAGCCUUCAGUGGUGGAGCCUUCAGUGGUGGAGCCUUCACUGGUGGAGCCUUCAGUGGUGGAGCCUUCAGUGGUGGAGCCUUCAGACGUAAAGCCUUUAGACUCCAAACGUUCAGUAGUAGAGCCUUCUGACAUAGAGCCUUUAGAAAUAGAGCCUUUAGAAAUAGAGCCUUUAGACGUGGAGCCUUUAGACGUGGAGCCUUUAGAUGUGGAGCCUUCAGACGUGGAGCCUUUAGACGUGGAGCCUUUAGACGUGGAGCCUUUAGACGUGGAGCCUUUAGACGUGGAGCCUUCAGAUGUGAAGGUUUUAGAAGGUCCCAGUGAGCAGACUGACCCAGAGCUGGAUGGUCCAGCCUUGGAGAUGGAGGAGUGUCCACUGAAACUGUUCCACAUCUACGCCAAACUUUCGAAAGGGACGGCUGCUAAGGAACUACUUUCGAGAGAGAGUAAAUUCACAGUGACAGAGGUGGGACCAGACUCAAACACUCAGGGUGAGGACACAGAGCCAGGCAAGGCUCCAGUACGCUCCAAACACCUGCGCUUCAACUGCAGCCACUGCCAGAAGCUCUACAAGGGAGGUAACGUGGUGAGACACACCCUGGCCCACCUGAAGCUGAGAAAGACCAGGCUCAGCUGUGUCUUCUGCGGCAAACACUUCCAAAGGUACAACCGCGCCAAGGAACAUGUUCUAGAGCACAUAGAGGAACUGAGAACUUCCACGGCCAACAUUAAGGUCAAACCCGCUGUCAAUGGAGACACAGAUCCCGCAAAGAAUAUUAAUCAAUCCUCAGAGAACGAAGCGAAACCCAGUGAGAACGUGACCGAGCCCUCGACUCUGACGGACCAGCCUCCUAAACCCAAACGUGUUAAAGUGUUGCCGGUGGUGAGCAAGCAGAGUAGAAUCAUCCAGAACCUGAGAAACCUGAUCAGAAAGACCCAGAACCAGAAGUGUAAAACGGACAUGGACAACCUGAAGUCUGUGGAAGUGACUGAUGAACAGGUGACUGUGAGAGACAAAGUGGUGAUCGUGAGAGAGGUGGUGCCUGGGAAGGAGACCGAGGGAGGAGAGGACAAAGAGAGUGAGGGAGGAGAGGAGGAGGGAAAGCAGAAACAGUACCACCUGUGUCCUUCAGAGGGCUGUGACAGCAUCUUUAUGAAGAUCGGCCCAUCGCUGCUGAGACACGCUGUCACCUACCACAUGGAGGACGCAGCCGUCCUGGACAAGACCUUCCAGUGGGGGAAGGGGAAGUGCCAGAUCUGCCAGAGGCUCCUGUUGGUGUUUGAGCACUACAGAGACCACAUGAAGCUCCACGAUGCUCCUCUGAAACAUGCGUGUCUCCAUAUGAACUGUGGCCAGCGCUUCAAGACUGCCCAGGAGCUCAAAGACCACAUAGACACCCACUGCCCACUCCAGGCCCCUUGUGGUUACUCUGGCUGUAGGAAGAUCUUCUUUACCCUCCCCUCUCUCCACGACCACGAGUGGAGGCACUACACCCAGCCCCAGUCUAAAGACGAGCUGGAGCAGGGCGCUACCACAGAGCUGAGCCCUGAGGGCGAGGCCCCCUGGAAACAGAGGGCGAAGAGCCAGGAUGUGCCAGUGCACGGGUGGAGGGGGCAGAGGGAAAUGCCUACUCCCAAAAGCAGGCGCUCUGAUCCUCAUGAGAAGUGCCUUCACUGUAACAGGUACCUGUGGAACCACCAGCACUUCCUAGAACACAUGAAGAUCCAUGAUGCUCCUCUGAAACAGGUGUGUCUCCACCUGAACUGUGGCCAGCGCUUCUCCAGAACCCAACUACUCUGGGAGCACAUGGAUACGCACCUGCCUCUCCAGGCCCCCUGUGGGUACUCCGGCUGUGACCUGAUCUUCUCCCGCCUCCCCUCUCUCCACGACCACGAGUGGAGGCAUUACAUCCAGGGCCAGCCUAAAGACGAGCUGACAGAGAAGCAGAGUGCUACCAAAGAGGAGGGGCAGACUCCGGAGUCAGACACCAACGGUAACAACUAUGACGGCCCUAUGGAGACUCCAGGCACUGUUCAUGGUGCUGUCACCACCCCUCCUAGUGACUGCACACUGAAACUCAUCAACGGCCAUGAUGAAAAGGAUAGGAAAGACCAAGCCCCCCAGACAGCCGUCCCUGCCACCACUACCACCUCUCCCACACCCCCAUCCCAAACCACCACACCCACACACCCCCAUCCCAGAAUCCUCCAAAACCUCACUGAGCCAAUGACCAUGAGGGACGUGGACAAUAUCGUCACUUUGGCUCAGGUGAUGCCAGGCGGAGAGGAACCAGUCAUCGCGGAACACAAGACUUUCAAACCAGAGGAUCCUUCCUACCUACCACUGGCCAAAGCCCCCCUCAUCCGCCCGCCCCCCUCUACAUACCUGACCGAGGCAGCCCUCAGCAUGCGCAAGCGCAGGAAGCCCAGCGAGGUCACUUCCUGCGGGCCUGGCAAAAAGAGUAAGGCUGCGGUAAAGAGUGUGGUGGGGAAGAAGGAGGUGUUGGCUGAGAAGGAGGCCCCCCCUCCUCAAAGACAGCGUUGCUCCAAGUGUUUCUCCUCCUUCACUAGCCCAGAGGAACUGGAGAAACACCUCUCCCAAAACACCUGCUCCUCCCUCUUCAGCUUUGACUCAGAUGAUGACAGUUAGUGGUGAAGAGGAAUGGGAGUGAAAUGUUCUUCAUGGUGCCAGCGGAGAAUGAUUUUCUGUUAAAGUUCGAGCACUACAGAGACCAUAUGAAGCACCACAAUGCUCCUCUCAGACAGGUGUCUCCACUUCUGUGUUUUAUCUGUACUCUCUGAACUGGGCCUAAUACAGGCACUACUAACAGACAAUCAGCUCUGAGAGCUGUAGGGCCAGAUUCUCAUGGCACUAAAGAGCCGGGCACUAAAAAUACAACACACACAAUCCUCUGGAAUCACUGUACAUAAGUCUGGACCGAACAGUACUGCCUUUCAGUCAUUACAAUACUUUGUUCAAUUCUUAUUUGCUUUAAAAUCAGUAUGAAGAAUCACACUGUAGGUACAGUGUUUCAAAAGUACUUCUAAUUAUAUUCUGUUUGGCAUAAGUUUUAGUUGGCACAUAAAAUGUAUAUUUUAGUUCAGUAUUUUAACUGAUUUUGUUCUAAUGACAAAUGAAACUGUUUCACAAUGUAUUAGAAAUUGAUCAUCUAUGCAUUUAAUUAAAAUAAAUAUUUUGUAAAAGAGAAUCAAAAUGCAUUUGAGAAUAAAAAUCACUGUUGAGCCCAUAAUGGGAUGAAUAUAGCGAUGUGCACUUACCUGCAUUGGUCGUUUAUUUAUAUGUACAAAUGUUGAUAUAUUUAAGUUUGUACUCAAUGUAAAUAUCCUCAAUUCAGCUCUAUUUUUCUUAAAGAAAAAUGUCAGACUUUUGUUUUCAAUAAACAAUUUACAGUAUGAA